CAGAGAAAGAGAAUCAAGAUAUUUUGUUUUUGGUGAUCAUUGCUGGAGAGAGAGAGAGAGAGAGAGAUGAUGAGUGGAACUGAAGAGCACUAUUCAUACAAAUAAAUGCUCUCUCUCUCUCUUGUUUCAUUUAAUCCUCUCCUAAACGAUCUCUGCAGAGAUGCCCAUUUUUUCUUGAAAACAUGAUAUUCAUAAUAUCUACCGGUUUGACCACUCUCCUCUAACAAAAAGCACCUCUCUUUUCUCUUCUCUUUUAAUACAGAUAAUGAUUCUUGGUGGGUUUUCUCUCAAUCUCUAAAAUUCACCAGUUUCUUGAAAUCUCACUUUUUCCCCUUUUCUUCUCCAUGCAAGCAAAAACAACUCACUUUUUGAGUUUUAUUCUUUGCUAUAUUGUUUUUAUUGUGGGGUUUUGUGAAGACUGAAAUUUGAAGUUUGAACUACUUUUUUACUGCUGAAAUAUUCUGUGUUUUCAAUUUCAUUGUCAUUUUAGCUUAUUUUGCUACCUUAAUCUUUCUCGUAAAAAGCUAAAAGGGUAAAAAAGUUCAGACUUCUAAAAUUUUCAUUUUUGAAAGGGUAAAAAAGUUUCAGACUUUGAAGAUUUCAGGUGUUUUUUUUAUAUUUUUUCUGGAUUUUUACACUGUUUUAGGGAAGGAACUGAACAGUAUAGAAUCAAACUUCAAAGUUUCCAUUUUUAUGUCUGUUUCUUACAGCCACUGAAAUCAAAAACAUAUAUUUCCUUGAAUCCUUAUAUUGUUUUAGCAAAAACACACAGUUGUCAUCUGUUGUUGCGAAAUACCCUCUUCGAAGAUAACAAGUGGCCUUAUCAAUAUGCAAACAAGUGAAACUGUCGGAGAUCAUAUAGUUAAUGUAUUCGUGCUGCCCUCGACUCGCACAGUUGGAGAUGCCAUGAACAAGUUUGCUGGCCAGCUAACGAGUCGAGUUGCCACAGCAAAUGGAGGGGCAGUGAGUUUCUCCUCGUUCCCCCAAACCAGCCCGUUUCAAUGGGCUGAUCGGUUUUUGGAGGCCAUUCCUCUCCCUAAUGCAUCCAUUGGCACCUUCCCAUAUACCUUAACUGAGAAUCAUCAAGAAAAGGUGGCAGUUCCGGCUCCCCUCGGAUGUUCACUUGAAAACAUGAGAUAUAGCGCUUCCAUGAACGGCCUAAACGCUGGUGGUCCCUCUCUUGAGACAAUGCUCCAUGGCUAUGGAGGUUUGCCAUUCCCACCUGAGCUCGUGAGGAGAGUGGUUGGAAGGACUAGCCUUCCUCUACCGGCCCAACCAGCUCGUAGCUGUCACUCUAGGGAAUGGCCGGUGAUGGAGCAAGUAGGGUUCGGUUCCCACAGUCAUGACUCGUCUCAGUAUAGCAACGAGUUGUCUCUGAGUCUCGUGACAUCACAGCCAUCUGUGCUACACGGGCUCUUAACAACACCACACGAGCAAUGCUCGGAGAUGAGCUGCUCCAAUGGUGUGAGUAGCCACUCGUUGCCCGAGCAUACUUCUUGCAGCAGCAAGAACCACUCGUUGAGCUUCAAGACAUCCCAACUCCCUCCAUUGCUGUCGGGAUCAAGGUUUCUCGAGGCCAUGCAAGAAAUACUUGCUGCAAUAGCUUGCUACGCGCUAGAGAAUGUCGAAGAUUUUGGAGUGAACUUCUCAUUUUCUUCAAUUGGGUCCUCCAACGGGAUUGAAGUGGAUCACACAUUUGUGUUUCAAAAGCAAGAAACAAGCCUAGAAGCAAAGAAAAAGCAUCUGCUAUCUCUACUUCAAAUGGUCGAUGAUCAAUACAGCCAAUGCCUCGAUGAAAUCCACACGGUCACCUCUGCAUUCCAUGCUGUGACGGAGCUAGAACCUAAUUUGCACGCUCGUUUUGCUCUCCCCACUAUCUCGUUCAUGUACAAGAGCCUCCGGGAGAGGAUCAACAGCCACAUUCUUGCUAUUGGAGCUCAUCUCGAGGAGGGAGAAACACGAGAAAACAAGUCAUUUGAGGCAUGCUUCAUCCAGAAGCAGUGGGCUCUGCAGCAGCUAAGCAAGAGAGAUCAUCAACUAUUGAGGCCUCAGAGAGGCCUUCCCGAAACAUCUGUGUCCGUUUUGAGGACAUGGAUGUUUUGGAAUUUCCAACACCCGUAUCCAAAGGACUCGGAGAAGCACUUGCUAGCUCUGAAAAGUGGCCUAACUAGGAAUCAGGUGUCGAACUGGUUUAUAAAUGCUCGUGUUCGACUAUGGAAGCCAAUGAUUGAGGAAAUGUGUGCUGAAAUGAACAGAAGAAAAGCUCGGAAGGAUGAUGAAGAAAUGGAAGGAAACCACAGAAACCAAAUGCGCUUUGAAACUAGGAGAUUUACAAGAGAUUGAUAAACUAUAUAUGUAUUUAUAUAUUUCUUGUUACAAUGCUUUGAGCAUUUCUUGAUUUAUAUUCAGUGUAUCAUAGUAGUAUAGUAUGGAGAGAUAUCAUUACAAUUGUUACUGAAACUCCGAAAUGGGAUCUAAGUAGAAUUCAAGAAAAUUGGAAAUUUGAUUAUAUUCAGAAUAA
Molecule: messenger RNA, 2521 nt
Organism: Salvia splendens (bonfire salvia)
Lineage: Eukaryota; Viridiplantae; Streptophyta; Magnoliopsida; Lamiales; Lamiaceae
Product: homeobox protein ATH1
Exons: 5
Coding region: 829-2343 (504 amino acids)
Biological process (GO): regulation of DNA-templated transcription
Molecular function (GO): DNA binding
Source: RefSeq, a predicted model, not a curated record